AUAUGAGAUGUUUGUAUAACUGCUACAGUGAGAGCUGAAGGUAAAAAAAAAAUGGACACUGUGGUAGCAGUGUUUUUGAUACUGUGUGUUGUUUGCUAUGGAGCAUGUAAAGCACUGCAAGCCGAAGUGAUAGACACAGAGGGGAGAGAACCAUGUGUGGAGGAUUGUACGGCUUGGUGCUGUUCAAAAAUGCCUUCGUGUCACGCAUGUCAUCUUCUUAUGGGGAAUCCCCAACAGUGUCGUCAUGAGUGGUCACGUGACGAACACAGCAAGAUGGCGGACUGCUGGAGCCGCUGCAGCGAAGGGCUGAAUGAAACAGGCAUGUCCGAGUGGCAACCCACAGACCUUAGGGUCACGCAGCCGGAGUACAGGACCCAGUCGGAGGAGAUGGUACUCACACUGGAGUGGAGAUCCCCCAACGAUUGGCAGGCAGACAUGUUGACGUACAACGUGACUCACCAGCUGUCGUGUCCACCACGACUGGAUGUUGUUCAUAUCUUUGGUGACACCCCGGAGCUGGUGACCACUGGUCAGCCAAUGUACCGACAAAGAUUUCGUAUUUCGCCCCCAGUCGUGGGCUGCCAGGAUAAGAUUCAAGUGAUAACCCUGUGUGAAAACGAGACAAUCGGUCGCGCAGGGGAGCUAACUCUAGAAAUAACUUGCGAAAUCGUAUCAGACUUCAACUGUCCUCAGAAGCCAGCCCUGGAGCCUGGCCCAGCCCAAGACGUCCAGUCUACCGUGUUCUCGGUGCUGGGCGGAUUCGUUCUCUUCCUCUACUGGCGCCCGCCCACUUUUCUGGGCUCGUCUGGUCGAGUUGAGGUGUAUCAUAUCUUUUGGGGCGUGGUCGAUUUGUCGCAAGGGGAUCUGUACUUCUUUAAUGAAACGGUGGGCGUGGUUUCAAUGCAGGUGCCUGGGGACUCGUGGAGCGUUAAGAUCAACACAGACAUCACGACGUUGACGGAGCAUGAGACCAUCGGCGUGGAGGUACGAGCUGCCGGCCCAGACCAAAUUGUGGCGGGUCCCAUGGGCAACAUCUACAUCCCAGCCAACACCUACAGUCUCACCGAUGUGUCAGAUUUACCAACCGAUGACGCCAACGUCACGGCUCUGGAAACCGUCGACGAGGAAGACGUGAUUGACGUCAUCGUGUACUGGCCAAGGUCUGGGCCGGAAGUGGCCGAGUACCGGGUCCUCUGGUGGAGCCCGUGCUCUGACGUCACCAACAACUCCACGCUGACGUCAGUCAGUGAAAUCGCGUGUCGGGCAACAGCCAAUCAGACCUCGGUUACUCAGGAACACGUGACAUUGAGAGGGCUGACCUUCAACACGACCUACAAGGUCAAGGUGGUGCCAUUGAUGAACGUCUCCGGCAGCGUAGAGGGACAGGAACCUGCGGCACUGAACAGCAUCAUCAGCGGCUUCACCACCAGCGCUCGCAUAGAACCAAACAACUCGGCUUCCGCUCCGUCGGACACGAAUGACGUCACCCCAGCGGUCACCACUAGCCCGACCGUUCAAAAAGAGGUCAAAGACGAGCCGGCGAUCGGGACGGACCUAGCCGUCGUCUUGUCUGUCGUCUCUCUGGCCCUCCUCCUCCUCCUCAUCGUGCUGUGUUGGAGGAGGAGGAGGAGGCACUCCCGCAAGCUCGGCACGCUCGUGCAGUUGGCAGACGACAGGCUGUACUCGGUGCUAACUCCUGGUCACGGCGGCCUUGACCCACAGGCGGCAGACGACUGGGAAUUCCCUAUCAGCUGUGUCAAGUUUGGCCCCGUGCUGGGGUCGGGGGCGUUCGGCCAAGUGUUCAAGGGGCGGAUCUCCCGGGCGCUGCUGGUUCACAGGGGCGCCACUUCCGGACUGGGUGACCAAGGGAUGUGGUCCCAGGAAGGGGACACCACCCACGCUACAGUGGCGGUCAAAAAACUUCAAGACGGAUGUGAUGUCACCUACAAGCAGGACUUCCUGCGGGAGAUCGAGCUGAUGAAGAGGAUCGGUUACCAUGACAACAUCGUCAGCAUGCUGGGCUGUUGCACGCGGCGCGAGCCCAUCUGUCUGCUGGUCGAGCACGUGGGUCACGGUGACCUGCUCAACUACCUCAAGACGCGACGUCACGAGAUUCAGAAGCUUCCGGUUUCCGGUCACCAUUACGUCAACAACGGCGUUGACAUUUUGAACCCUGUCGAUCUGAUCCGGUUUGCCUGGCAGAUCACCAAAGGAAUGGAUUUCCUGGCCUCUAAGGGGUUCGUCCAUCGCGACCUGGCGGCCCGGAAUGUUCUAGUCGGUGCCAACAACGUCUGCAAGAUCGGCGACUUCGGGCUGGCCAGGUACGUGUACGACGACGCCGUCUACGUCAGCAGGCGCGGGGGUAAACUUCCGGUCAAGUGGAUGUCCAUCGAGGCCAUCUUUGAUAUGACGUUUUCCACGGCCAGUGACGUGUGGAGUUUUGGCAUUGUUUUGUUUGAGAUCGUCACCCUGGGCGGGACCCCGUACCCCACCCUACAGGCCAGAGAGCUGCUGAGAGAACUGCAGAGAGGCUUCAGGAUGGAGAGGCCGGAGAGCUGUUCGGAGAAAAUGUACCAGAUCAUGAGGAAGUGUUGGCUGGCAGACCCAGGUUCGAGACCCACCUUCACCGACUUGUCCGAGUGGUUGCACCAGAUGAUCACAGACAACGAACACUCGUUCGACAUCACAAUGGUACUGUGUCAGGAUUUGUACAAUACCGACCCGGAAACCGUGGCUGACGUCGAGACCCGGAUAUCUCCCCAGCUCUCCAGCACCUCCUCCACGCCGUACCCGACGCUGGACGCCUGCCGGACGCAGCACCAGCUGUCGGAGGCGUACCCCACCUCCCUGUCCGACGACUCCGGGUACCUGAGCCCGCAGAAGGAGAGUGUCUCCAGUAGUGAGACGACCUUCAGGACCACUCUGGGGUCGGACGAGGGGAGGCAAUCGUCUUCGUCGCUGUCGUCGGCGAUGACGAUGAAGGCGUCGGGGUUCGGCGCGGACGUCAUCAACGAUGACGUGUUCUACGACGACGUCUCGAGCGCCGCCGCGUUUCCGAAACUGAUCCGUUUCGAGAAGCGGAGUGAGAAUGUCGACGUGGUUGAAAAAGUGGAGGAGUUUCGACCACGGGAUGAAGCUGGGGUUUUAGUCAGAAGUAAAUCAUGGACGAUCGCAACCCCGCCCACAUCGUGCCGGUCACUUUCCCGACAGUCUGCCCGUAGAUGGAGCGACGGGAAUCUGCCUGGCAUAUCCGCUAAGCAGAUUACAACUUCUGCCCACGAGACCAACAGCUCUGACGCUAAACGUGCACUGUUUUGCGACAACCUUAACACUAGUUUUGUCGAAAAAGUUGUUCCAAUCACGGACAUUCCCACAACGAGUAUUCCUAAAACGAGUAUUCCUAAAACGAGUAUUCCUAAACUGGAUAUUCCUAAAACGGAUAUUCCUGAAAUGAUAAUUCAUAAAACGGAUAUUUCUGAAAUGAUAAUUCCUAAAAUGGAAAUCCUUGAAAUGAUAAUUCCUAAAAUGGAUAUUUCUGAAAUGAUAAUUCCUAAAAUGGACAUUCCUGAACCGGCAGUACCCGAAACGAGUAUUUCUAACACGGCCGUUCCCAAAACAGGAGAGAGAGUCAGGCGAAAAGCGGUCGCCUUCCCGCCGUCUCAUUCCUUCUACAACCAGUUGUAUUUCAGCGGGAAUUCCCGAAGGCACCUCCCGCCCGUGGUUAGGGUGUCUCGAAAAUCCAACAAAAUUUCUCCCCUCGAUGUUGGAGAAACGGAAAAAGAAGAAGACUUGGACGAUGAAGUUUCGUUUAGAGACCAGCUCUGGGGUAACCAAAGGUCAGCGACCUUGAGAUCGCGAGACUUCAGAAAAGUUCAUGGAGAUCCGUAUCAGUGCAGUAAACUGAACCCGGAAGUCCGAAAUACGAGGACCACUCUGCUAAAUUUAGACGCGGGCCGCGAGACUCAACCAUCAUGGCGCGAGCCGUUAUUCGAGAGCCAACACGAGGAACAUUCUGGAAGUUCUGAGAUCAGUUUCCAAAAAGAUGCGGACCCUGAGCCGUCUGCGAAAAUUCCCAAGAAAAAUCAGAAUUUUCUGAGAACGUUGUCGCCGAGGCUUAGAAGAAACUUUCCAAAAAUGAAAUCUAGAACGUCCUCGUUGUUAGAUUCGUCAUGUACGCCUUGGCAUCACCCGUAUGAGGAUUUUAAAAGCAUCAUCUCCCAGCAUGCAAUUCUCUCAGACAACCCGCAAGAGAAUUCCCAUGACGACGACGAGGCGACCCAAGGGAACGAACUCUCGAGACGGAAGUCGAAUUUAAUGCGAAGUUUUUCAGACGAGGCGGGGUAUUUUCUCUCCGAUGGGUGUCUGUCACGUGAUCAAGGUCAAGUGGACAUGAAUCGAAGGUCAUCUGAUCCGGUUCAGUUACAGCACACCCCGUCUCUCUGGUCACCAGACCACUCACCUCAGCACGUGCAUGCACGUGAGACCACAGACCACGAGCCGGACGACUGGCCAGGUACUCCACCGCACGAGUUAGGCCCACACGUCAGGUGGCAGACGGGCACCGCCUCGCCCCCUCGCAAGAGGGCGCUGUUCCCCAACGAGAGGCACCCGGCUGUUUUGUACCUUGUGGGAAACACCCUUAACUCGUCCAGCAACUAGACACCUUAACACCAUUAACUCUAUCAGCAACUAGACACCUUAACACCCUUAACUCAUCCAGUAACUAGACAACAUAACACUAUUAACUCGUUCAGUAACUAGACACCUUAACACCCUUAACUCAUCCAGUAACUAGACACCAUAACACCAUUAACUCGUUCAGUAACUAGACACCUUAACACCCUUAACUCGUCCAGUAACUAGACACCAUGACACCAUUAACUCGUUCAGUAACUAGACACCAUAACACCCUUAACUCGCCCAGCAACUAGACACACAAAACACCCUUUAUGCUACCAUCAACUAGACACCUUAACACCAUUUACUGGACUAGCAACUAGACAACGUAUCACCUUUAACUAUACCAGCAAUUAGACACCUUAACACCCUUAACUCUAACAGCGACUAGACACCUUAACUCUACCAGCAACUAGACACCUUAACACCCAUGACUGUCAGCAACUAGACACCAAAACGCCCUUUAUGCUACCUGCAACUAGACACCUUAACACCAUUAACUCUAACAGCCAUAAGACACCUUAACACCCAUGACUGUCACCUGCUAGAUACUCCAAAACACCCUUUAUUCUACAAGAAACUAAACACCUUAACACCUUUUAUACCAGCAGCUAUAGACCAUAACACCCUUAACUCUACCAGCAGUUAUAGACCAUAACACCCUUAACUCUACCAGCAGCUAUAGACCAUAACACCCUUAACUAUAAAAGCAACAAGACUCCUUAACAUCUUUCUAUCAACUAAACAGCUUAAUAAACUUAAGUAAACAAAACGUAAACAAAAAGUCAAGUCACAUUAACAGUUUCCAACUUUCAAGCAUUCAGACACAUUAAAACCACUCGAUAAACAAGCCAACAGACACAUAAACAUCCUUCUCUCGUCUAACUAACACCUUAAAACCCUCUAAUCUACAACCAACCUUAACACCAGCGUACUUGCAACCAGUCACCUAUAUAAACACCUUAACACCAUUUUAAAUUCUAAAGCAAUGUAAUCACGAAGAAACAAAAAAUGGUAACGUUACUAGUCAUUAGAUAC
Messenger RNA from Physella acuta, 5715 nucleotides. RefSeq lists its product as uncharacterized. NCBI's taxonomy places the organism in Eukaryota, Metazoa, Mollusca, Gastropoda, Physidae. Gene Ontology annotation, molecular function: transmembrane receptor protein tyrosine kinase activity; ATP binding. Gene Ontology annotation, biological process: protein phosphorylation; cell surface receptor protein tyrosine kinase signaling pathway; positive regulation of kinase activity. Gene Ontology annotation, cellular component: plasma membrane; signaling receptor complex. The record is from RefSeq and is a predicted model, not a curated record.